Molecule: messenger RNA, 2448 nt
Organism: Akanthomyces muscarius
Lineage: Eukaryota; Fungi; Ascomycota; Sordariomycetes; Hypocreales; Cordycipitaceae
Exons: 2
Coding region: 1-2448 (815 amino acids)
Biological process (GO): lipid metabolic process
Molecular function (GO): triacylglycerol lipase activity
Source: RefSeq, a predicted model, not a curated record
AUGGUCGACCUCAUCCUCCCGCGAAGGUCGCGCGCACCCAGCAGCCCCAAGAAAUCGUCGUCCUCCUCGCACAAGACAGAAGUACCGGCCGCUCCUCGACAGCGGCUGCAGGGUCCAUCCGAUGGCAACAUUGUGGGAAAGGUCUCCCGGUCGAUCAAGGGUGCCAAUGACCUGCUGCUGUACUGGAAGGAUGGCUUGAGCGCCGACGAGAGAGCGUUGCUGCGCAAGAAGGAAGAACGCAAACAGGUCCUGACGUUGCGAAUGAAGAGUGCUGAAACGUUGAAACACUGGCAAAAUGCGGCCGAGGAACUCGACCUUCUCGAGGGCAACGACGAGUGGAAACGCGACUUUUCCGACGGCGACUACAACCCGUGCCUCAUCGAGGAACGGCUGACGGCGCUCGAAGACGCCCGCGCCAACGGCGACCUGCUCACCAUGAUGCACCUCAUCCGCACCGAGCUCUCGCGCGACCUCGGCGGCAUGGGCAACGUCGACCUCUACCGCCACUCGUACCUCGGCACCAAGACGCUGAUUGAGCGCUACGUCGACUCGGCCCUGCAGACCAUUGACGCCGUCGUCAUCCACAGCGCCGUCAACAACGACAUGGAGCCCCGCGACCUGCUCGAGGGCGUGCUGCUCGCGCGCCAGAGCUUCGGCCGCAGCGCGCUGCUGCUCUCGGGUGGCGGCACCUUUGGCAUGUCCCACAUUGGCGUCCUCAAGACGCUCUUCGAGGCGCACUUGCUGCCGCGCAUCAUCUCGGGCGCCAGCGCCGGCAGUAUCGUCUGCGCCGUCAUGUGCACCCGCACCGACGAGGAGAUUCCCGCGCUCAUCCGUGACUUUCCCCACGGCGACCUGGCCGUCUUCGGCAACGAAGAGAGCGACUUUGGCACGCUCAAUCACGUCCGCCGGCUGCUCACCGAGGGAAGCUGGUCGGAUAUCAAACAUCUCAAGAGGGUCAUGCGUACCAUGAUGGGUGAUAUUACCUUUCAAGAGGCUUAUAAUCGCACACGCCGCAUUCUCAACAUUUGUGUCUCGACAGAAUCCGUGUACGAGCUGCCGCGACUACUCAACUACGUCACAGCCCCCAACGUCAUGAUUUGGUCGGCCGUGACGGCGUCUUGCUCGCUUCCCUUUGUCUUUCACUCAUCACCGCUUCUCGUCAAGGACCCCGUCACCGGCGAGCAUCACCGCUGGAAUCCUUCGCCACAGCAUUUCAUCGACGGCUCUGUUGACAACGACCUCCCCAUGACUCGGCUGGCCGAAAUGUUCAACGUCAACCACUUCAUCGUGUCUCAAGUCAACCCCCACGUCGUUCCUUUCCUGCCCAAAGACGACCAUUUAUCCCCCGAGGCCAAGCUGCGCAAGGCGAAGCAGCCGCUCCCCGACGAAUCCGACUGGCUCAACAUGUUUACGACGCUGGCCAGGGAUGAGGCCCUGCAUCGUCUGCAGUUCAUGGCCGAGAUGGGCAUCUUUCCCAACCUAAUGACCAAGUGCCAGAGCAUCCUCAGCCAAAAAUACUUUGGUGACAUUACCAUCCUGCCAGAGAUUGGCCUGGCCGAGCUGCCCGGUCUGCUGAGCAACCCGAGCGCCGCCUUUAUGCUGCGCUCAAGUAUCGCGGGCGAGAGGGCGACAUGGCCCAAGCUCAGCCGGAUACGAGACCGCUGCGCGAUAGAACUCGCGCUCGACAAUGCCGUCCAUCGUCUCCGCACCAGAGUUGUCUUCUCCGAGAGCCAAGGCGACCUGCGGAAGCUCGGCGCUGGCAUCCCCCACCCAUCCGCCGGCAUUACCCCCAACGCCGUGGGCAUCGAAACCCCGUCGGGCGCUGUGCAGCAGCAGCAUCGACGCCGCUCUGGUGGGUGCCUUCGCAGCUUGGGCGACCGUUCACACACAUUUGAGGUGGCGGCGGACGUCACCGACGAUGACACGGUCGAGGAAGAACGCCUGGAAAUGCGCUCGCGUCGCAGCCGCGGCAGCUCUCCCAUUGCGGCGCGUAAGCCGCGUCUGCACCGAGCCAGCAAGAGCCAAAUGCACAUCCCCCGACCGAGCACCGCCUUUUCCACAACCACCGCGGCCCCAACCGCCGCCACGAGCAAUCCCUUUGCCGAGUUUGACUUUUCCAAGCCCCUCACGCUGCCUAGCGCAGCACAGCCGUCCAAGACGGAUGCUGCUGUUCCGACGCCGUACGCGAGCACAUCCGAGGACGAGGCGUCGUCUCCUCCGCGCAGUGCCUGGCAGCAGCAGCAGCAGCCGAUUGAGGAUGUGGAAACGAGCGAGCAGGGCCACUCGAGCGAUGCCGACAUUGACCAGGCCAGCGAGGAGAGCGACCCAGACCCGUACGACAGCAAGUGGGAGUCGCCGCCGCCCGAGUACAGCGAGGCCGUCAAGGCCGAAGACGACAGCAGUAUGUUUGGUCCCGGCGGGCGCAUCGGAAAUGGAGCGUGGGAGUGA